This is a messenger RNA of Procambarus clarkii (red swamp crayfish), 2037 nucleotides long. The record is from RefSeq and is a predicted model, not a curated record. Lineage: Eukaryota; Metazoa; Arthropoda; Malacostraca; Decapoda; Cambaridae.
AUGGCGGCACUAACCUGGCAGCUGGUCACACUGCAGCAGGCCAGGGAGGCCACAGUAGCAAGAGUCUCCGUCCACAGGCUGGACACACUGCAGCAGGCCAGGGAGGCCACAGUAGCAGGAGUCUCCCUCCACAGGCUGGUCACACUGCAGCAGGCCAGGGAGGCCACAGUAGCAGGAGUCUCCGUCCACAGGCUGGUCACACUGCAGCAGGCCAGGGAGGCCACAGUAGCAGGAGUCUCCGUCCACAGGCUGGUCACACUGCAGCAGGCCAGGGAGGCCACAGUAGCAGGAGUCUCCGUCCACAGGCUGGUCACACUGCAGCAGGCCAGGGAGGCCACAGUAGCAGGAGUCUCCGUCCACAGGCUGGUCACACUGCAGCAGGCCAGGGAGGCCACAGUAGCAGGAGUCUCCGUCCACAGGCUGGACACACUGCAGCAGGCCAGGGAGGCCACAGUAGCAGGAGUCUCCCUCCACAGGCUGGUCACACUGCAGCAGGCCAGGGAGGCCACAGUAGCAGGAGUCUCCGUCCACAGGCUGGUCACACUGCAGCAGGCCAGGGAGGCCACAGUAGCAGGAGUCUCCGUCCACAGGCUGGUCACACUGCAGCAGACCAGGGAGGCCACAGUAGCAGGAGUCUCCGUCCACAGGCUGGUCACACUGCAGCAGGCCAGGGAGGCCACAGUAGCAGGAGUCUCCCUCCACAGGCUGGUCACACUGCAGCAGGCCAGGGAGGCCACAGUAGCAGGAGUCUCCCUCCACAGGCUGGACACACUGCAGCAGGCAAGGGAGGCCACAGUAGCAGGAGUCUCCCUCCACAGGCUGGUCACACUGCAGCAGGCCAGGGAGGCCACAGUAGCAGGAGUCUCCCUCCACAGGCUGGACACACUGCAGCAGGCCAGGGAGGCCUACACGUGGAGACCAACGCAAUUCACGACAACACCUGAAGGUUAUACAGCAACACCUGAAGGUUAUACAGCAACAACUGCAGAGUCCACAACAACACCUGAAGGUUAUACAGUAACAACUGCAGAGUCCACAACAACACCUGAAGGUUAUACAGCAACACCUGAAGGUUAUACAGCAACACCUGCAGAGUCCACAACAACACCUGAAGGUUAUACAGCAACACCUGAAGGUUAUACAGCAACAACUGCAGAGUCCACAACAACACCUGAAGGUUAUACAGUAACAACUGCAGAGUCCACAACAACACCUGAAGGUUAUACAGUAACAACUGCAGAGUCCACAACAACACCUGAAGGUUGUACAGUAACAACUGCAGAGUCCACAACAACACCUGAAGGUUGUACAGUAACACCUGCAGAGUCCACAACAACACCUGAAGGUUGUACAGUAACACCUGCAGAGUCCACAACAACACCUGAAGGUUAUACAGCAACACCUGCAGAGUCCACAACAACACCUGAAGGUUGUACAGUAACAACUGCAGAGUCCACAACAACACCUGAAGGUUGUACAGCAACACCUGCAGAGUCCACAACAACACCUGAUGGUUAUACAGCAACACCUGCAGAGUCCACAACAACACCUGAAGGUUGUACAGUAACAACUGCAGAGUCCACAACAACACCUGAAGGUUGUACAGUAACACCUGCAGAGUCCACAACAACACCUGAAGGUUGUACAGUAACAACUGCAGAGUCCACACCAACACCUGAAGGUUGUACAGCAACACCUGCAGAGUCCACACCAACACCUGAAGGUUGUACAGUAACAACUGCAGAGUCCACACCAACACCUGAAGGUUAUACAGCAACACCUGCAGAGUCCACAACAACACCUGAAGGUUGUACAGCAACACCUGCAGAGUCCACAACAACACCUGAAGGUUGUACAGCAACAACUGCAGAGUCCACAACAACACCUGAAGGUUGUACAGUAACAACUGCAGAGUACACACCAACACCUGAAGGUUGUACAGCAACACCUGCAGAGUCCACAACAACACCUGAAGGUUGUACAGCAACAACUGCAGAGUUCACAACAACACCUUCAAGGACCAAAACACCACAUUAA